CGAACGAGGUAAGAGCGUCGGAUGUCUCCGUGUUUCUUAUGUCGCCCUCUUAUUGUUUCGCACGUUUCGUCUGAUGUGCUGUGCGGCAAGAGAGUGCUUGGUUCCUCCCUGCGCCUCCAACAGCUCCAGAGAUAUAUAAGAAGCCAUCUCAACACCCUCAAACUCUCUCAAACUCGCUCAAACACUUCAGUCUAUUCUUCUUCGUCAAUAAUUUGCUGUGCAAACAAAACAUUCACUACAUUCUUACCUUAAUAAACAUUUUACCAACCACCCACCAAUCAACCUUCACCCAAUCAACUUCCACCACCUUCAACAUGCAUUUCUCCGCAGCAGCCAUCCUCCCCUUCCUCUCCGUCGCUGCCGCGCAGUACGGUUCCUCCGACUACGGCUCCUCCUCCACCGACACCACCAGCAACGCCCAAGCCGCCACCGACACCACCACCACCACCGCCGACGGCGCCACCGUGCACAAAGUCCUCGUCGGCCAAACCGCCCUCACCUUCUCCCCCUGGAACCUCACCGCCGCCGUUGGCGACAAGGUUGAGUUCCACUUCUACCCCACCACCCACUCCGUCGCACAAGCCGCCUUCGACAAGCCCUGCGAGCCCAGCUCCGACACCGCCUUCUUCUCCGGCGGCGUCACUACCCAGGCUGCUACGAGCGGAAAGACCAGGCGCCAGACCGCUGCGGAUAUGAAGAUCUUCACCAUCACCGUCAACGACACAAAGCCCAUCUGGUACUACUGUGGCUUCCCCAACCAUUGCCAGGGCGGCAUGGUCGGUGUCAUCAACCAGGCUGCGACGGGCGCGAAGACCAUUGAGGCGUUUGCGGCGGCUGCGAAGAAGGUGGCUAAGACUGUUGCGCCUUCCACGGUGCAGGGUGGUACUUGGGGAGCUGCGGAGGUGGCGAACGGUACCGAGACUGGUGGUGCUUCGACCCCGUCUUCGUCGACUGGUGCCGCUUCUGGCCUGAUGGAGAGGGGUAGCUACGGAACUGUUGUGGCUGCUGGGCUUGUGGCAGGGCUUGCCGGGAUUUUCGGUACUCUGUUGGUUUAAUGCGGUGGAUUGGAUUGUAUUGGGAUUGAGGGGGGAGUUACAUAGCAUAGUGCAGCGCACGGCUGGAGUUAAUAGGGAAUAUUAAAUUCAAAUUUUCACUUC
Messenger RNA from Pseudogymnoascus verrucosus, 1157 nucleotides. RefSeq lists its product as uncharacterized. The transcript has a single exon. Bases 315 to 1055 code for a protein of 246 amino acids. NCBI's taxonomy places the organism in Eukaryota, Fungi, Ascomycota, Leotiomycetes, Thelebolales, Thelebolaceae. The record is from RefSeq and is a predicted model, not a curated record.